AUGGCCGACGAUAAGAAAUCGAAAGCAGUUAGAAAAGAACAAAAUCUUGAUGAUCUCAAACGUGAAAGCGAUAUUGAUGAUCAUAAAAUAUCUCCAGAUGAACUUUAUCGAAGAUAUGGAACUCAUCCAGAACGGGGUUUAACAGAUGCAAAAGCUGCUGAAGUAUUUGCACGUGAUGGUCCAAAUGCUUUAUCACCACCCAAAACUACACCUGAAUGGGUUAAAUUUUGCCGUCAAAUGUUUGGCGGUUUUGCUAUGUUAUUAUGGCUUGGUGCGGUUUUAUGUUUUGUUGCACAUGGUAUUAGUGUUGCAACAUAUGAAGAAGCAGCUAAUGACAAUCUUUGGCUUGGUAUUGCAUUAACAGUUGUCGUUUUUGUUACUGGUUGCUUUUCGUAUUUUCAAGAAGCGAAAAGUUCGAGAAUUAUGGAAUCAUUCAAAAAUAUGUAUGUGUUUCAAGCAUUAGCAAUUCGUAAUGGUGAAAAACGAAAUUUAAAAGCUGAAGAAUUAGUAGUUGGUGAUCUCGUUGAAGUUAAAUUUGGAGAUCGUGUACCAGCUGAUAUCCGUGUAUUACGAGCACAUGGUUUUAAAGUUGAUAAUUCAUCAUUAACUGGUGAAUCGGAACCACAAUCACGUGGACCUGAAUUUACAAAUGAUAAUCCACUUGAAACAAAAAAUUUAGCAUUUUUUAGUACAUUUGCUGUUGAAGGUACAUGUGUUGGAUUAGUUGUUAAAACUGGUGAUCGAACCGUUAUGGGUCGUAUUGCAAAUUUAGCUUCAAGUUUAGAAACAGGUGAAACUCCAAUAGCUCGUGAAAUCGGUCAUUUUAUUCAUAUAAUUACUGGUGUAGCUGUUUUUCUUGGUGUUUCAUUUUUUGUCAUUGCUUUUCUUCUUGGAUACCCAUGGCUUGAAGCAGUCAUCUUUUUAAUUGGUAUUAUUGUUGCUAAUGUACCUGAAGGUCUUCUUGCUACAGUUACUGUCUGUUUAACUUUAACAGCUAAACGCAUGGCAAAGAAAAAUUGUCUUGUUAAAAAUUUGGAAGCUGUCGAAACACUUGGUUCAACAUCAACUAUAUGUUCAGAUAAAACUGGAACAUUAACACAAAAUCGAAUGACUGUUGCUCAUAUGUGGUUUGAUAAUCGAAUUGUUGAAGCAGAUACAACAGAAAAUCAACAAAAUGCUACGUAUGAUAAAAGUGCACCAGGAUGGCUCGCUCUUAGUCGUUGUGCUAUGUUAUGUAAUCGUGCUGAUUUCAAACAAGAUCAAGAAAAUUUAAAGAAACCGGUACUUCAACGAGAAUGUAAUGGUGAUGCAUCAGAAUCUGCUUUACUUAAAUGUGUUGAAUUAUCAAUUGGAAAUGUUGUUAAAUUUCGUGAUUCAAAUCGAAAAAUAUGUGAAAUACCAUUUAAUUCAACAAAUAAAUAUCAAGUAUCAAUACAUGAAACACAAGAUGGUGAUGAUCGAUAUUUAUUAGUUAUGAAAGGUGCACCUGAACGUAUACUUGAACGAUCUUCAUCAAUUUAUAUUGAUGGAACAGAUAUUGAAUUAAACGAAUAUUGGAAAGCAGCUUUUAAUCGUUCUUAUCUUGAAUUAGGUGGUCUUGGUGAACGUGUUUUAGGUUUUUGUGAUUUACGUUUACCAGCUGCUGAAUUUCCACGUGGUUACAAUUUUGAUGGGGAUGAAGUUAAUUUUCCAGUAGAUAAAUUAAGAUUUCUUGGUCUUAUGUCUAUGAUUGAUCCACCUCGUGCGGCUGUACCAGAAGCUGUCGCUAAAUGUCGUUCAGCUGGUAUCAAAGUUAUCAUGGUUACUGGUGAUCAUCCAAUUACAGCAAAAGCUAUUGCCAAAGCUGUCGGUAUUAUUUCUGAAGGACAAGAAACUGUUGAAGAUAUUGCUCAACGUUUAAAUAUCCCAGUUGAACAAGUUAAUGGAGCUGAUGCUAAAGCAUGUGUUGUACAUGGUAAUGAUUUGAAGAGUAUGUCACCAAGUGAAAUUGAUGCUUUAUUACGUAAUCAUCCUGAAAUUGUCUUUGCACGUACAUCACCACAACAAAAAUUAAUUAUUGUCGAAGGUUGUCAACGUCAAGGUGCCAUUGUUGCUGUUACAGGUGAUGGUGUUAAUGAUUCACCAGCAUUGAAAAAAGCCGAUAUUGGUGUUGCUAUGGGUAUUGCUGGUUCUGAUGUUAGUAAACAAGCAGCAGAUAUGAUUUUACUUGAUGAUAAUUUUGCAUCAAUUGUCACAGGUGUUGAAGAAGGUCGUUUAAUCUUUGAUAAUCUUAAAAAAUCUAUUGCAUAUACAUUAACAUCAAAUAUACCUGAAAUUACACCAUUUUUAAUGUAUCUUAUAACUGAUAUUCCAUUACCACUUGGUACAAUUACAAUUUUAUGUAUUGAUUUGGGUACUGACAUGGUACCGGCUAUUUCAUUAGCUUAUGAAAAAGCAGAAACAGAUAUCAUGAAACGACGACCACGUGAUCCACAACAUGAUCGACUUGUUAACGAACGUUUAAUUUCUAUGGCUUAUGGUCAAGUUGGUAUGAUUCAAGCAUCGGCUGGCUUCUUUACUUAUUUAGUUAUCAUGGCUGAUAACGGUUUCUGGCCAAGUCGUCUUCUUGGUUUACGUAAAUCUUGGGAAUCAAAAACAAUUAAUGAUCUUGAAGAUUCUUAUGGUCAAGAAUGGACAUACAAUCAACGUAAAACACUCGAAUAUACUUGUCAUACAGCAUUUUUCGUUUCUAUUGUCGUUGUACAAUGGGCUGAUUUGAUUAUCUGUAAAACACGACGAAAUUCAUUAUUCCAUCAAGGCAUGAACAAUUGGAUGCUUAACUUUGGUUUAGUCUUUGAAACAGUACUUGCUGCUGCUUUAUGCUAUACACCUUAUCUUGAUAAAGGUCUCAACAUGUACCCACUUAAAUUUCGAUGGUGGAUACCUGCUAUGCCAUUUUCAUUGGCAAUUUUCAUUUAUGAUGAAGUACGAAAAUAUCUUAUACGUCGAAAUCCAGGUGGUUGGGUUGAACAAGAAACAUACUAUUAG
This is a messenger RNA of Adineta steineri, 3027 nucleotides long. The record is from the annotation of a GenBank genome assembly. NCBI's taxonomy places the organism in Eukaryota, Metazoa, Rotifera, Eurotatoria, Adinetida, Adinetidae.